Fraxinus pennsylvanica is the source of this 1923-nucleotide messenger RNA. The record is from the annotation of a GenBank genome assembly. NCBI's taxonomy places the organism in Eukaryota, Viridiplantae, Streptophyta, Magnoliopsida, Lamiales, Oleaceae.
AUGUCGAAAUCGCCAUGGGGAAAUAUCGGCGCUUGGGCCGCCGAAGCGGAACAAGCCGAAGCCGAGGAACGGGAACAGGCAGUACAAGCUGCUGCCGCUCAAGACGGAGUAGGUGGAGGAGGUAAUUUUCCAAGCCUGAAGGAGGCGGUGAACACGAAGCAGAAGAAGAAAACCAAGAUGAGCUUGCAGGAGUUCACGAUGCAAUCCAGUUAUGGCUCCGGCUCGGCUCCUCCUAGCCGUGGCUUGACUCCUGAUGAAAUGUUCCGGCUACCCACUGGACCCAAGGAGCGUUUACCUGACGAAAUGCAGCACGAGAGGCUCGGUGGAGGGUUUCCUAGUUAUGGAAACCGAGCGGGAUCCGGCGCGGGAUACCCGGAUCGGCGGACCCGGGAGUUUGAAAACCGAAGAUCUUAUGGAGGAGGUUUUGAGGACGAAAAUCGCCGAGGCGCGACUAGGGUUUCGGAAUUCGAUCAACCUUCGAGAGCUGAUGGAGUUGAUAACUGGGCAUCGGCGAAAAAAGCCCUACCCGAAUACACUUCGGGUCCAACGGGUCGUCCUGCAAGGCAUGGUUCACUCGGAGGAUCCUCCGACGGCUUUUCAAGGGCCGAUGAAGUGGACAAUUGGGCUGCUAAGAAGAAACCCAUUGAGCAACCUCCACUACCCCAACAGGCGAGAUCUUCCGGGCUCAGGAGUCCUGAGCCUGAUCGCUGGACUCCAAAUGAAGGUGCACGUCAGAGAUUGGUUCCGGACCCUCCCAAAAGUAAUCCUGGGGGUGGUACUGAAGUGGCAGUUAAAGUGAACAGGUCGAAUCCAUUUGGGGCCGCAAGGCCGAGGGAGGAGGUUUUGGCGGAGAAGGGAUUGGAUUGGAAGAAAUUGGAUAAGGAAAUUGAAGGGAAGAAGCAACAGCAUUCUGUUAGCGGUAGUAGGCCUACUAGCUCACACUCGAGUAGGCCUGGGAGUGCUCAUUCGAGCAGGUCAGAGAGUCUCACAACAUUGCAGCCAGGGAUGGCUGAAGGGACAGUGAAGCAAACACCGAAAGUGAACCCAUUUGGAGAUGCUAAGCCUCGGGAAGUCUUGCUUGAGCAGAAGGGCUUGGAUUGGAGGAAGAUUGACUUGGAAUUGGAACGACGACGUGUUGAGAGGCCCGAAACAGAAGAGGAAAAAAGUUUGAAGGAAGAAAUUGAACACCUGAAAAAGGAAUUCCUGGAAAAAUCUGGUCAAGAGCAAAGCGGUUUACAGGCUCUAAUUUUUGAAAGAGAGAAGGACUUGGAACUUCUGAUGCAGGAAUUGGAUUACAAAGUUCAUUAUAGCCAGAAAAUGGUUGAAAGGCCAAGUUCUGUGGCUGGUAGAGGAGCUAUCUCUAUUGAGAGACCUAAUUGGCCUGCAUCAUAUGAGGAUCCCAGAGCUGGUUUUCCAGAGAGACCUCCUUCCCGGCCAGGAGCACACGAGGACCCUAGAGCUGUCUAUUCUGAGAGACCACGUUCUCGACCUGGCUCGUCUGAGCAGUAUAUGCCCGGAUUUCCUGAUAGGUCUUCCCGGCCUGGAGUGUAUGAAGAGUCCAGAGCUGGCUUUCCUGAGAGACCUUCCCAAUCUGAAUCAUACGAAGAGUCCCAAGCUGGCUUUCCUGAUGGAUCUCCUUCCCUAUCGGGGGCAUCUCAAGAGCCUAGAGCUGUUGACUACAUGGAGAGGCCUCGAUCCCGUGGCACUGUAAAUUCGUGGACAAGGCUGAGUGAUGACAGAAGAGCUUCUCAAGGUGGUGGGGGUAGAGGAUUUGUGGGCAGCAGAGACAUGGACAGGUCGAGGUCAAGCUUUUAUUUAACUCUCACACUUUGGUUCCGAGGAAUGGAGCUAGAAUUAGCAAAUACUGACUCUAAUUGUAAUGCACAUGCACCUGGCCACCCCAAUUUUGGCUUGUUUUCUUAA